CAAAUCCUAUAAAUUCGUCCUCCUCUUGCACUGAUUUCUUCAGACAAUCAAUCAAAUCGAAAACUCCACUGCAAGGCAGAACCAGUGAGUGAAGGAAAGAGAGAGAACCUCUCUCUCUCCCUCUCCCUCUCUGUCUCUCUCUCUGAAGAUUCGGAUUUGUUGUUUAGCUCUGAAUCCAAGUUUCUGGGCAUUGAACUUCGAGGAAAAAAAAAAAAGAAGGAAUUCUUGGUUUUGUGAAUUCUGAUCCAUUGGAGUUGUUGUUGUGCAAUGGAGGGUGGAGAGAAUGUGUUCGGAGUGAGCAGUGCUCGGCUGAGCAGCUCCAACUUAUGGCGGAGCAGCGGAAGGGAGAUUUUCUCCAAGUCUUCGCGAGAAGACGACGACGAAGAGGCCCUGAAAUGGGCGGCUCUCGAGAAGCUUCCGACGUUUCUGAGAAUGAGGAGGGGGAUUCUCACUGAGCAAGAAGGGCAGCCCAGAGAGAUUGACAUCCAGAAUCUUGGAGUUUUGGAGAGGAAGAAUCUCUUGGAGAGGCUGGUCAAGAUUGCAGAAGAGGAUAACGAGAAGUUCUUGUUGAAGCUCAAGGAGCGGAUUGUCAGAGUUGGACUUGAUCUUCCAACCAUACAAGUGAGGUUUGAGCAUUUGAGUGUUGGUGCUGAAGCUUAUGUUGGCAGUAGAGCUCUCCCAACAAUCCUAAACUUCUGCAUUAACAUCCUAGAGGGGUUCUUGAAUUAUAUCCAUAUCCUGCCAAGUAGAAAGAAACAACUGGCAAUUCUACAUGAUGUCAGUGGAAUCAUCAAGCCAGGAAGAAUGACAUUGCUUUUAGGCCCGCCAAGCUCAGGGAAGACCACAUUGCUGCUAGCUUUGGCUGGGAAACUUGAUAAAGAUUUGAAAGUUUCAGGGAGAGUAACAUACAAUGGCCACGGAAUGAAUGAGUUUGUCCCCCAGAGAACAUCGGCUUAUAUCAGUCAGUAUGAUCUUCAUAUAGGAGAAUUGACAGUUAGAGAAACACUGGCUUUCUCAGCAAGAUGUCAAGGGGUUGGAGCUAGCUAUGAAACGUUAGCAGAAUUGUCGAGGAGAGAGAAGGAAGCAAACAUUAUGCCUGAUCCAGACAUCGAUGUUUACAUGAAAGCAGCAUCGCUGGAAGAGCAGAGAGCCAGUGUGAUGACAGAUUAUGUUCUUAAGAUUUUGGGACUGGAACUAUGUGCUGACACUAUGGUAGGCGACGAAAUGAUACGCGGUAUUUCAGGUGGGCAGAAGAAGCGGCUGACAACAGGGGAGAUGUUGGUUGGACCGGCUAGAGCACUCUUCAUGGAUGAGAUAUCGACUGGCUUGGACAGUUCUACGACAUUCCAGAUCAUUAAUUCAAUCAGGCAGUCCAUCCGCAUCCUUCAAGGAACUGCUCUCAUCUCUCUGCUUCAGCCUGCACCCGAAACUUAUGAUUUGUUUGACGACAUAAUUCUGCUCUCAGACGGGCAAAUUGUGUAUCAAGGCCCCCGGGAAAAUGUGCUAGACUUCUUUGAAUACAUGGGCUUCAAGUGCCCUGAGAGGAAAGGAGUAGCUGACUUUUUGCAAGAAGUAACAUCGAGGAAAGAUCAAGAGCAGUACUGGGCAAGAAAAGAGGAGCCCUACAACUUUGUUCCCGUCAGGGAAUUUGCAGAAGCGUUUCAGUCAUUUCAUGUUGGUCGGAGGAUAGGGGACGAGCUUGCUGUUCCAUUUGACAAAUCUAAGAGCCACCCUGCAGCUUUAACAACUAACAAGUAUGGUGUGAGCAAGAAGGAACUGCUCAAAGUUCUGAUUUCCCGGGAGUACUUGCUCAUGAAAAGGAACUCAUUCGUCUACAUAUUCAAGAUGACUCAACUCAUCACUAUGGCAUUCAUUACAAUGACAGUUUUUCUUAGAACUGAAAUGUCCAAAAAAACAGAAGAAGAUGGCGUGAUUUACCUGGGAGCUCUCUUCUUUGCUCUCGUCAUGAUUAUGUUUAACGGAUUCUCAGAGCUAGCAAUGACCAUUCUGAAACUGCCCGCCUUUUACAAACAGAGGGACCUUCUCUUCUUUCCAUCUUGGGCUUACUCUUUGCCCACAUGGAUUCUCAAGAUCCCCAUCACAUUUGUAGAAGUCGCCAUCUGGGUAUUCACAACUUAUUAUACCAUUGGCUUUGAUCCAAAUGUCGGAAGGCUCUUCAGGAUGUACCUCCUGCUCCUAUGCAUUAACCAGAUGGCUUCUGGACUGUUUCGACUCAUCGGGGCAUUGGGUCGCAAUAUGAUUGUGGCAAACACCUUUGGCACUUUUUCUUUGAUGGCAUUUCUUAUGUUGGGAGGAUUCAUCCUGGCAAGAGAGGACAUAAAGAAAUGGUGGAUAUGGGUUUAUUGGAUCUCUCCUUUGACUUAUGGCCAGAAUGCUAUAGCUGUGAACGAAUUUCUGGCGAAUAGUUGGAAACAUGUCCCUCCUAAUUCGACAGAACCACUCGGAGUAUCGGUCUUGAAGUCGCGGGGCAUAUUUCCCGAACCACACUGGUAUUGGCUUGGAGUAGGAGUUACAAUUGCGUAUAUUUUUCUGUUCAAUUUCUUGUUCACACUGGCUCUAGCUCAUCUCAACCCAUUUGGGAAGCCUCAGGCCAUUCUAUCUGAAGAAACCUUGGCGGAGAGAAAUGCUUGUAAAACAGGGGACAUUGAGCUAUGGUCAAGCGAAAAGAGAUCUUCAAGUAGUAGAAAAGACAUGAAUGUAUCAUCAAGACCGGGUAUGGGUAGCGUUGGUGAGGCGAGUCAGAAUGGGAGGCGGGGAAUGGUCCUACCAUUCGAGCCCCUUUCCAUUACAUUUGAUGAUAUCAGAUAUGCAGUGGACAUGCCACAGGAAAUGAAAGUUCAAGGGAUACCUGAAGACCGGCUACAACUUCUGAAAGGCGUUAGUGGGGCUUUCAGGCCUGGAGUUCUAACAGCUCUAAUGGGGGUCAGUGGGGCUGGAAAGACCACUCUGAUGGAUGUCUUGGCUGGUAGGAAAACCGGUGGAUAUAUUGAUGGAACCAUUACCAUAUCUGGGUACCCCAAGAAGCAAGAAACAUUUGCUCGUAUAGCAGGAUAUUGCGAGCAAACCGACAUCCACUCCCCCCACGUCACGGUUUAUGAGUCCUUGCAGUAUUCUGCUUGGCUCCGAUUGCCCCCAGAAGUUGAUUCUGCAACCAGAAAAAUGUUUGUUGAUGAGGUCAUGGACCUUGUUGAGCUAACCCCGUUGAGGGGAGCGCUUGUUGGUCUGCCUGGAGUGAAUGGCCUUUCUACCGAGCAAAGGAAGAGGCUGACAAUUGCAGUGGAGCUCGUGGCCAAUCCAUCGAUAAUAUUCAUGGAUGAACCCACCUCAGGGCUCGAUGCCAGGGCAGCAGCAAUAGUCAUGAGGACAGUGAGAAACACAGUGGACACAGGAAGAACCGUGGUGUGCACCAUACAUCAGCCAAGCAUCGACAUAUUUGAUGCUUUUGAUGAGCUCCUUCUUUUGAAGCGAGGAGGAGAAGAAAUAUACGUCGGUCCAAUAGGCCACCAUGCUCAUCAUCUGAUCAAGUACUUCGAGGGAGUUAAUGGAGUUCGUAAAAUUAAGGACGGUUAUAAUCCAGCGACCUGGAUGCUAGAGGUGACUUCACCGGCACAAGAGGCAGCUCUCGGGGUUAACUUUGCCGAUUUGUACAAGAGCUCAGAAUUAUACGAGAGAAACAAAGAACUAAUCAAGGAACUAAGCAAACCUCCCCCGGGCUCGAAGGACCUCUACUUCACCACUCAAUAUUCACAGUCUUUCUUCAUGCAGUGCAUGGCAUGCCUGUGGAAACAGCACUUGUCAUACUGGAGGAAUCCACCAUACACUGCAGUGAGAUUCCUGUUCACUACUUUCAUAGCCCUGUUCUUCGGGACAAUUUUCUGGGAUCUUGGCCCCAAAAGGGAACUGAAGCAAGAUAUCUUUAAUUCAAUGGGUUCUAUGUAUGCUACUGUUCUAUUUCUUGGUGUACAAAAUGCUGGAUCGGUGCAGCCAGUCGUCGCUAUCGAGAGAACGGUAUUUUACAGGGAACGAGCAGCUGGAAUGUAUUCGGCACUGCCCUAUGCUUUUGGACAGGUUAUGAUCGAGAUCCCCCAUGUUUUUGUUCAGACUAUCAUAUUUGGCUUCAUAGUUUAUGCUAUGAUCGGGUUUCAAUGGACAGUUGCCAAGUUCUUGUGGUACAUGUUCUUCAUGUACUUCACCUUUCUAUACUUCACAUUCUAUGGGAUGAUGGCAGUGGCAGUCACUCCCAACCACAACAUUGCCGCUAUAAUCUCAUCGGCUUUCUAUGCGAUUUGGAACCUCUUCUCCGGAUUCAUCAUCCCCAAAACAAGAAUUCCAGUUUGGUGGAGAUGGUACUAUUACAGCUGCCCUGUCUCUUGGACAUUGUAUGGACUGGUUGGUUCACAGUAUGCAGAUCUCCAAGACAAGCUUGAAACCGGCGAGACAGUUGAGGAUUUCGUGAGGGAUUACUUUGGAUUCGAGCAUGAUUUCUUAGGCUACGUCGCGAUCAUUAUAGUUGGAACUGCUGUUCUGUUUGGAUUCAUCUUUGCCUUCUCAAUCAGAGCAUUUAACUUCCAGAAAAGAUGAUCUUCUCAUACAGAAAGCUUGUUUCUAUCCAAGUGUUACACACACACACGCACACACGCAUAUACACACACUUCAUAUAUAUAAACUAUAGGAAGUUUUUGUUUUCUUUCAUCUUGUUGCUGUUCCACAGAUUUUGGGCACUAAUUUUACUUUGGUAAUGAGUUUAGUUUCUGUAAAGAUGGGGGUAGAAAAUUGCUUCUAUGUAAUGUAAUGAAUGAUACAAAUAUGCAAUAAAAUCGGAUGUUAUGGCUGUUUCUUCAA
This is a messenger RNA of Diospyros lotus (date-plum), 4863 nucleotides long. Its product is annotated as pleiotropic drug resistance protein 1-like. Gene Ontology annotation, molecular function: ATP hydrolysis activity; ABC-type transporter activity; ATP binding. Gene Ontology annotation, cellular component: membrane. The transcript has 24 exons. The record is from RefSeq and is a predicted model, not a curated record. The coding region runs from base 268 to 4602 and encodes 1444 amino acids. NCBI's taxonomy places the organism in Eukaryota, Viridiplantae, Streptophyta, Magnoliopsida, Ericales, Ebenaceae.